This is a messenger RNA of Strongylus vulgaris, 1254 nucleotides long. The record is from the annotation of a GenBank genome assembly. Lineage: Eukaryota; Metazoa; Nematoda; Chromadorea; Rhabditida; Strongylidae.
AUGGCCCCUGUAACAGCAAAGCUCUGGCUGCAAAGACUGGCUGGUACUUUAGCCUUCAAAACGGGACUUUUAAAUCAUAUAUUACCUUAUAGCCACAUUUCUAUGCAUCCGCAGGUAUUUUUUAUUGUUGUUCAUCAAUCCGUGGUGAUGGCUUUGGCGACAUUUGGAAAUUUAUUCCUAAUUUUCGUCAUUUUUCGAGGAAAUCAAGUUGUAAGACGUCGGAUAUCACCAGUUCAGCUUCUACUACUUCACACGUGUGUGGCAGACUUGUUAUUCGCUCUGCUCACUCUGGGUACAGAGAUAUUAACAUUGGUGUCGUAUCCACAAUUUCGAGGUUCUGACUGGGCUUGCAAAGCAAUGCGGUACGCCCAAGUAUUCCCUCUAUAUGCUAGUCCCUUUCUCCUAGUCGCCAUUAGUGCGGACCGAUAUCAGGCCAUUUGUCGACCAUUGGCAAAUAUUCGAUCGUCUCGCUUUCGGCGGCCAAAUUGUUUCGCUGCUGUUGCUUGGGUGCUAGCACUACUCUUCUCAAUUCCUCAACUUCUCAUUUGGAAGAAGAAAGAAAAUGGUGAAUGUGCAACAUUUUAUGGGAACAAAUCUCAUUUGCUCAAAAAUCUAUACGUCAUCGGCUUCAACACAAUAGCUUGGCUUCUUCCGUCCAUAUUCGCCGCGUGUUUUUACUACUGCGUCUGCAAAGCUGUAUGGAUGUCACGCUCAAAAGCCGCCACGUCUCAGGAUGCGAACAAACUUGAGCCGAAGAAAAGUGAUGCAACGCAAGAUUACAUUGAGAGGUUGCGGAAGAAAUCAUGCGGGCAUAGACGUCAAAAUUCCGAAUUUGACCGCAAACGGGUACAAACAGUGAGGCUCACGAUGACAAUUAUCGCUACAAACUUCUUCUUGUGGAUGCCAUUUUGUGUCGUCAACAUGAUUCAAGCCAUUAAACCCGACGCUUUGAGUGCAAGUCUAAGCAUUUACGUUAUGAUUCUUGGAAAUCUGAACUCAUGCGUAAACCCAUGGGUGUAUAUACUCUUCAAUCGGUCACAAGCUGUAAAAGCUUUAUGUGGACGCGGUGCAAUAGGAUAUUCCACGCAUCGAAGUGAUACCGAUAUGUUGUCGUCAAGUUCAUCGCAACGUCUCAUUCCAAUCUCCGCCCACGAAGCGAUCCCUCAAAGAAACCUCAGAAGGUGGAAGUAUGAUUCGCAAAAGGCAGCCGUCUUCCAUGUAUUCAAGCAGGUCCUCGAAGAGGUUCAUCGAUAA